CUUUCCAGGUGCGUGCCACCGCUAGCAGCACUAACGCAUAUGUAUAAAAGGUCGCUCAUGGGGCGCUCAUUAUUUCUGUAUGCUUUGAUCGGAUAGGAGGGAACUGUCCGCGUCUCUGUGGGCCUUGUUUCUUUUCUAGUGUUUUUGGGCUGAAUCAGAGCACUCGUUCUGUUUUGAUGCCAGGGAGUUGAGUUCAGACUUCAGAAUGGUGAGGAAGCACGGAUGGCAACUACCUGCUCACACCUUUCAGGUUGUUGCAAUUACUGUGUUCUGCUUGUUGGUGGUUGCAUUCUAUGCUUUCUUUGCACCUUUCCUUUGGGGCCGCAUUUGGGAAUAUGCUUUAAUUGCUGCCUAUUCUCCAGUGGCACUCCUUGUUUUCAUUCUCUAUGUUCGAAGUACUGCAAUCAAUCCUGCAGAUCCUGGCAUCAUGUCUAAAUUUGAUUCCAAAGGUUUAAAUAAACCUAAUGCAAUGCAAGGGAUAUUGACCAAGGACCAGCCCAGAAAAUUUGACGAGAUUGGAUCCAGGCUGCCUUCUUCUCCAUCAUCGAUGUCUAAGAGUUCCAUAGGUGUAGCUAACUCUAGUAAGAAAGGUUCUGCUGGGGAAGUUGGGAUAGAAAAAAUUCCAGUGGAACCUGCAAGUCAAAAAUCAUUUUUAUGUAAUUUUAAGAUUCUCUGCGCACUGUUUGUACAUGAAGAUUGCUGCAAACAGGAAGCAGUGGCUGGGCAACAGGGCACAGGUGAAGAUGCUUUGUUCUGCACAUUGUGCAAUGCUGAGGUGGGCAAAUUCAGCAAACACUGUAGAAGUUGUGAUAAAUGUGUGGAUGGAUUUGAUCACCAUUGUCGGUGGCUUAACAACUGUGUGGGGCGAAAAAAUUAUGUAACAUUUAUCUCUCUUAUGGCCAGUAGUCUCAUUUGGCUUGUAAUUGAAGUUGCAGCUGGUAUUGCUGUCCUAGUGCGUUCUUUUGUUGACAAGAAAAGUAUGGAGACUGAAAUUAUCGAUAGACUUGGAAAUGGUUUCUCUCGUGCCCCAUUUGUUGCAGUAGUGGCCGUAUGUACUGCAGUGUCAUUGCUGGCAUGUUUACCUUUGGGUGAACUAUUCUUUUUCCACAUGUUACUAAUUAAAAAGGGUAUUACAACUUAUGAGUAUGUUGUGGCAAUGAGGGCUGUGAGUGAGGUGCCUGCAGGAGCAUCUAUAGAUGAGGAGCUGUUAAAUGGGCUAUAUUCUCCCACAGGAUCUGCUACAACUGGCUUUAGUGGUGGAAGUUCUUUAGGACUGCAGCACAAGGGUGCAUGGUGUACCCCUCCUAGGGUGUUUGUGGAUUACCAGGAUGAGGUUGUCCCUCACUUGGAGCCUGGAAUGCUCCCCUCAACCGUUGACCCAGAUGCUGAUGGUGCAGAAAUGAGAAAUAAGGUGCCCAAAAGGCCUGUUCGAAUGAGUGCAUGGAAGCUCGCAAAGUUAGAUUCCAAUGAGGCCAUGAAAGCAGCAGCCAAAGCUAGGGCGUCAUCAUCUGUUCUUCGGCCAAUUGACAACCGACGCAUGCCUGAUAUUGGAUUGAGCUCCAGUGGAGACAUGAGUUUCAGAAGCAGUGCGAGUAUGGACACAGUAGGAAAUAAGGAGGUCAAGAGUGAAUUGAGGCUGUCACCUUUGAGAAAUUCCUUUGCUCCAAGUCAGCCUAGUUUGGAUGGAUAUGAAACUGGAACUCAGAGUGCGAGUAGUUUCAGCAGUCCAAGUCAUGUUCACGAGUCUCUAACACUUGCUCCUCUGCCACAAGUUCGAGGUUUGGGUCAUCUUAGUGCUCCUAAUUCUGCUCCCACUGUUGUUGCUGAUCGACUUGCAACUUCAGGGACUGCUUUCCCCAACACAAACAAGGCAAUAUCCCGUCCAUCCUCUGGAUUUGAUGAAGCUAUCAUACAAAAGGGAAGUAAUGCAGAUCCAUUAUUGCUUUCUGCUCCUGCAGUUCCUUUUAUGAAAGAUGCUAAGAGAACAUCUGUUAUUUGGGAUCAAGAAGCAGGGAGGUACAUAUCAGUCCCUUUAUCAGCAUCGGAAACUCAAAACAGAUCAUCACUGCAAAUCAGUGUGUCAAAUUCCAAUACAGAAAUUUCGAGUCAUAGGAGGCGAGUUAUUCCAUGGCAGGAGUCGUCAUCUUCUUUAACAGUUCAGUUGCAGCAAUCAGAAAGGCUGAUGUACACCGGGGAGUCUAUUUUCUUUGCUGGUCCCCGAUUGAGUUUACCAGUUACAGAUGGUCAAAGAAAGGAGGGUAGUUCAGGUGUAAGAGAGGUCCAAGAGACUUCAACACCAAUCUUGCCUCAAAAGUCUAGAUUGAAAAGAGAAGUGUCUUCAAACCAGCUUCCUGUGUUCAUCCCCGGAGGUCUCCAUAAGAAACCUCCAUCUGGCUUGGAUUUGUAGUAGUACAAGGUUUUUAGACCCCUGACAAAACAACUGUAUUUGGGUUUUCUUCAAUCACUGAUGAGCGGAAGGAUGUACGAGUUGAAAGUGCUUGUUGAUAAAGGCUGCUCCUGAAUCCAGGAACUCUGCUGCAAGCACACUGCUGGUUGUGUGAUGUGGUUGGUUCUGAGAAGAAUUAAGCACACUGGCAUUAGGAGAAAUUUGCUUAUCAGAAGGGAAUUCCAAGAAAUAUGGCUCUCUCGGUGGCUGGGAGGGGUUUUUCCUUCCUGAAAAUUGUGAACGCAGUAGGAUUCAGCUUUCGUCAAUAGGCUUCAGAAAAAUCAUCAACCAAGUCUCACUCCCUGCUGUUGCAGCUUCUGUGCAGAUUCUGUUAAUGUCAAUCCCUGUUGGUUUAUGAACUUCACUUCUUUCUACUACUAUCUAGAUCUCCAGCCACGUCCUCACAGUUUGUUGCUCCCUUUCAAUGGAUACAUAUAUUCAAACAAGUUUUUACAUUCUAUGAACUCAGCAUCGGCCUGAAAGGAGAAUAUCCUGUAAAUUAAACCAUAGGGACUAAAUUUGCAGGUCUCUGAAUUGCUGUGAUUCAAAGAUUGAUAAUUAUUCUUUUGAGUUGGAAAGAAGAGAGAUUGUAUAUUUGCAACUUUAACAGGACUCGUGAAUUGUAGUGGUGGGAGGUACGAAAUUUCAAAUUUGAACAUGAAAAAGCAAAGUUGAAAUGAAAUAAAAUAUUUAAUGAAAA
Malania oleifera is the source of this 3146-nucleotide messenger RNA. Its product is annotated as probable protein S-acyltransferase 19. Lineage: Eukaryota; Viridiplantae; Streptophyta; Magnoliopsida; Santalales; Ximeniaceae. Gene Ontology annotation, molecular function: protein-cysteine S-palmitoyltransferase activity. Bases 206 to 2407 code for a protein of 733 amino acids. The record is from RefSeq and is a predicted model, not a curated record. The transcript is spliced from 9 exons. Gene Ontology annotation, biological process: peptidyl-L-cysteine S-palmitoylation; protein targeting to membrane. Gene Ontology annotation, cellular component: Golgi apparatus; endoplasmic reticulum.